Molecule: messenger RNA, 894 nt
Organism: Paramecium primaurelia
Lineage: Eukaryota; Ciliophora; Oligohymenophorea; Peniculida; Parameciidae
Source: the annotation of a GenBank genome assembly
AUGUAAAAAAGUUUGGAAUAAUAAUAUUUAGAUGCUUUAGAAAAGAAUCUAUUAUUAGAGAAGAAUAAAGAAGAAUAGGCUAAAUAAUAAUUUAUAAAUGCAGCUAAUAAAAUUAAGAAAUGUUAUGGAUUAUAUAAAUAAAGAUUAAAACUUUAAUUUAAAAUCAAAUUCAUAAUUAAAAUUUAAAAAUAUUAUAGGAGAUGGAUUGCAAAGAAGAAAAAACAAAUAAUAAUUUAAAAAUAGAAAUAAUUAUUAUUUAUAAGACCUUAUUUUUAUAGAUUAAAAUAAUCUAAAAAAAAAUUGAUCUUAACUAUUUAAUAAAAAUAAAUUCUUAAACCUAUUGUUAAUCUAAUUCGUAAUUUUUCCAAAAUUAAAUCUGCUAAAAGAAGAUACUUUAUUCUUUCACUAAUUUAAUAUAAGAAAAUAUAAAAUUAAAAAACUAAAUUAAAUGCUGCACUUUCUUAAUAUAAAAUUAGUUAUUAUAAAUAAUAAAUAGAUUAUUAACAUAAAAAAAUUGCUAUCUUAUAUGAAAUAGAAUUUAUCAACAAUAUACAAUAAUUAAAUAAUAAAUAUUUUGAAAUAGGACUUUAAAAUUAUUAAAAAGAAUUAGAAUAAUUUAUAAAAUCUAAAAGUCAUGAAUUAGAUUUUAUCGAGUUAAAGGAUUAAAAGGGAAAUUCAUAUUGGUAAAAUCUAAAAACAUUAAAAAAAUAUAAUGUUAAUCCUAUAGAUUAAUUAAUUCAAAAUAAUUUUGUCAAAGUUGAAGAUGAAUAUGUUACUUAAUAUAAAGAAUAAGUUCUUUAUUUAGAAGAAGGUAAAGAAGAGUUGAUAAAUCUACUUUAAUAAAUUAAACCAGAAAAAAUACCUUUUCCAACAUUCUAAUAAUAAAUUAAAUGA